This is a messenger RNA of Antrostomus carolinensis (chuck-will's-widow), 609 nucleotides long. RefSeq names its product coiled-coil domain containing 172 (gene CCDC172). The transcript is spliced from 6 exons. The annotation marks the transcript as partial. The record is from RefSeq and is a predicted model, not a curated record. Gene Ontology annotation, cellular component: cytoplasm. Lineage: Eukaryota; Metazoa; Chordata; Aves; Caprimulgiformes; Caprimulgidae.
GUUCAACAUCUGUCUGAAAAACGGUUCUACUUAGAAAUUCUGAAGAAACAUGAAGAGAGCUUAGAAAAACAGAAAGCUGAACUUAUUAAUCAAAAAAGCUGCCUUCUUAAAGUCCUUACAGAUACGAAGAGAAAAAUGACUGAAGAGGAAGAUAAUUUUACUAGAGAAGUAACAGAGUUUAAUAACGAAUAUGGACUAACAAGUAAUAGAGAUCUUCUGAUUAAAAAAAAAUUCAAGGCUGAAAUAAAUGAUUUAGAGAAUGAGGCAGCUCUGUUGGAAAAUGAAAUUGAGUCAAUGGAACAUAAAAAUGUUCAGCUAAAUGCACUCCAGCUGGAGAAGAGUGAAUUAAAACAGUAUUUAUUUACCCUCCAAAGCAAACUCAAAGACCUUGAGAAAGGAAUCAUGGAGGCUGAAAGAAUGACAGAAGAUUUAGAAGCAGAAAAAGUCCAAGUCACUGAAAAACCUCAGACUGAUCCUGAAUGUUUAAGGCUUAAGAAAGAAUUGGAAAAUUGCAAAGAUGAUGAUUGGGAAAGUAUCUGUGAGACUCUUCGAAUUGAAAUUGAAGCUCUGCAAAUGAAUUUAUCACAAAAAAAGCCUUCAGGCAAGUGA